Molecule: messenger RNA, 2088 nt
Organism: Dinoponera quadriceps
Lineage: Eukaryota; Metazoa; Arthropoda; Insecta; Hymenoptera; Formicidae
Exons: 6
Coding region: 458-1393 (311 amino acids)
Source: RefSeq, a predicted model, not a curated record
GUAUACGGGACGUGUGCCCGCAGGAGGAACGCGGACGGGCCGACGGGGGGAAGGGUUAGAACGGCCGUCGUAUCGCUGUGAGCCGGUGCCGGCGGCGUUAUAUCGGAGGACGCCCCCGGAUAGCGGCAGAACGCCUAAAAUUACAAGCUUUCAAAUGGUUAUCGCGCGAGAGUCCGGCCGAGCGUAGCGACGCGUCAUCAGCAUCGUCGACGACGUCGACUGCGAGGUCCUUCUUCAGUGAAUCCCUCUCGUCCCGGCCGCGCGGGCACACGACGCGCGGAGUGGGGUUACCCGUGCGGUUGAUAUUGCAGGGAAAACGCGCGCGUGACACGUAGAUUGUUUGCAUACCACCCACGCACGGUACACACGGCGACGGCCCGGUCACGGCGAUAACAAACGUGGCAUAUGUUCCUGCGUGAGUGACAGCGGGCGGACGCGACGACACGACACAGGAGUGAUGGGAAUCGACGGCAUGAGGGUCGGCGGAGGCAGAUGCCCGCCUCUUUUGGUCGUAGCGCUGCUCUUGGUGUGCCUCAUGCUCUUCUGCAACUGGUGGGCCCUGUCGUCGGAGAAUGUGGAGCUGGUCAGGCAGAUCGACGAGCUGAACGAGCAGCUCAAGAUCAGCGCUGAAGAGAGAGAUCAGUGUGUGACGCUGCGCGGUAACCUGGAGCAGAGGUACAAACACGCGGAGGAUGAGUUGGCUUCCCUGCAUGUCCGCUUGGAGCAACAAAUGGACUUCAAGAAGAGAAAUGAAGAGCUAGAGGACUCUGUUACUGUGUGUAAGAGUGAACUGGACUCGUUAAAUAAAUUGGACGCCACUAAAACCGCAACAUUGGAGACAUUGCGAUUAGAAAAGGAUACGAUUAAUACUCAAUUAGAUGUGAAACGUGAUGAGAACAAGAAACUUCAAGAAGAAAUAGAAAAACUAAAAGGAGAAAUAGGUCAACUAAAACUCAGCUGCAACUCCCCGCCUGACAAAAAAGAGACUCCAGUUCUUCGGCCAACAACGACAGUGGUCAUUAACAAGUCUCAGUUACACCCGGUACCGGAGUCGGCCGUAAGAGUAUCCGUAGCUGGUCAGCGAGGCUUGAAGUACCACGGGAUUCCAAUCCUACCGACAGACCCACCCGGUGCUGUGCGCCAAACUCCUCGUUUCUCAGUAACUAUGUUGAAAGUUGAAACGGAUAUGAAACAGAUCAACGUCACGUCGAAUGACUCUGCGGAGCAGGAUAUCCUGGCCGCCGACGACUUAGAAGAUCCUGAGAACCGUGCACGUGAUAACAAUGCUGAUGAAGUUCAAAGCACAGACGAGGCUAUGCUACUUCCAGAAAAUGACGAGGAGGAAACGAAAAUGCAGGACACUACAGGGAAACCUCGGGGUAAAAAUACAUAAUACGGCGCGAUAUAUAAUCCAGAAAUGAAUGGAUGCGCGCACUUUUGCAAUAACCGACGAGCUAAUUAGGUUAAAGAGAGUACAGUGUGACCACAUAUAUGAAUAUACAAAACGAAAGUCCAUACUACACGCGUUCCUCGUACUCCAAGAUACUUUAUACUGUUCAUUUAAUUGUGUCAUAUUUAAUUGUUCUUACGAUAGAAAUAUUUUUUAUAUGUGUAUCAUAUUCCUUAGAAGAGAUAUAUGCGAGUUUUAUUUUAUAUCAACGACGACGUUGCGAAAUUACAAAGUGACAUAUAUAUACGCGCGUGCCAAAUUAUGUGUUCAUUAUUUCCGCUACACACAUAAUUAUUGGCUACUUGAGCAAUCUCUAUAUCUUGUAUUUUAUUAUAUACAUAUAUUUAUAUAUAAUAAGCGAGCCCCGAUUAUAUACUGUGAUGGUUCCAAGAUCUGAUGAACAAAUAACAUAAAAAGCUUUUGCACUUUUUAAGCAAUCCUUAAGAAUGAAAAUAAAACGUUUGCCAUGAUUUAUUGAUAAGCCAUGCGCGCGCGCGCGCGUGCACACACACACACACACACGUAUAUAUAUAUUUUUUGUGCCACUUAAAAAGGUACAAACAGUACGCAAUAAAUAUUAAUAUGAAUAUAUAUAUAUAUAUAUAUAGGCUACUUGAGCAAUCUUUAUAUCUUGUAGC